This is a messenger RNA of Scophthalmus maximus (turbot), 1002 nucleotides long. It is a transcript of the gene elovl8a, whose product is annotated as ELOVL fatty acid elongase 8a. Gene Ontology annotation, molecular function: fatty acid elongase activity. Gene Ontology annotation, biological process: sphingolipid biosynthetic process; very long-chain fatty acid biosynthetic process; fatty acid elongation, monounsaturated fatty acid. Lineage: Eukaryota; Metazoa; Chordata; Actinopteri; Pleuronectiformes; Scophthalmidae. The record is from RefSeq and is a predicted model, not a curated record. Gene Ontology annotation, cellular component: endoplasmic reticulum membrane. The coding region runs from base 101 to 910 and encodes 269 amino acids. The transcript is spliced from 8 exons.
CAGUGACAACAGGUGGCUUGCCCCAGUGCUGCUCAACACACUGAGACUCAGCACCGCUCGGCCGUAGGAUGAACUGAGGAGUAAAAUCAGAACCGCCACAAUGAAGGGUUUCCAGGUUCUCACCCUGUGGCAGAAAAUCCAGCUAUUCUACCAAGGGCUUCUGGACAAUGGAGACAAGAGGACAGACAACUGGCUGCUGGUCCACUCCCCUGCUCCUAUCAGCUGCAUCUUCCUGUGCUACCUGGUCAUCAUCUGGGCGGGGCCGAAGCUGAUGGCCAAGAGGCAGCCAGUGAACCUCAGGCCUGUCCUCGUAGCCUACAACUUUGCCAUGGUCUGCCUGUCUGCCUACAUGUUCUAUGAGUUCACAGCCUCUUCCUGGUUGGCCAGAUACAGUCUGCUGUGCCAGCCAGUCGACUACGGUGACAGCCCGCUGGCCCUCAGGAUGGCUAAAGUUUGCUGGUGGUUCUACUUCUCCAAAGUGAUCGAGCUCAGUGACACUAUAUUCUUCAUCCUGAGGAAGAAGAACGGCCAGCUGACGUUCCUCCAUGUCUACCAUCACGCCACCAUGAUCUUCAACUGGUGGGCCGGGGUUAAAUAUGUGGCCGGCGGCCAGUCUUUUCUGAUUGGUCUGAUCAACUCCCUGGUCCACAUAGUGAUGUAUGUGUACUAUGGUCUGGCAGCUCUGGGGCCGAGCGUGACCAAAUACCUCUGGUGGAAACGCCACCUCACUUCCCUGCAGCUGCUCCAGUUUUUCAUAGUAACCAUCCACACCGGCCACAACCUGUUUGCCGACUGCGACUUCCCUGACUCCAUGAACGUCGUCGUGUUGGCCUACUCCCUCAGCCUCAUCGCUCUCUUCGGUAACUUCUUUUACCACAGCUACCUGGCGAAGAAGAAGAAGAAGACGUGAGGAGAUGAAGAAAGAAAUCAGGUGUUUAUAUGAGAACAACUUUUUCACGGAGACAUAGAAAAUAAGAGAUGAGAUGAGAGGAUUUGGAAACG